Messenger RNA from Linum trigynum, 858 nucleotides. The record is from the annotation of a GenBank genome assembly. NCBI's taxonomy places the organism in Eukaryota, Viridiplantae, Streptophyta, Magnoliopsida, Malpighiales, Linaceae.
CCAUACUUGUUUAGGUUGUAAUCUCAAAAAAUGGGCUCGUCCCGGCCCAAUGAAAAAGUGAAACGGCAAACAAAUAAAAUAGACAGCGUAAAGCAUCAACGUGACAAACUGGCUGCCAGGCGCCUUCUUGUAAGAAGGCACAGAACUGAGCAACGAAACCAAAGAGAAGAAGAAGAAGAAGAAGAAGAAGAGAUGAUUUGGACUCGUCAAUUCCUUUGUUGGGUACCGCUGCUUCUUCUUUUGGCCGAAGAUGCCAAAGCAUCCAAUUCAGCCUCUGGUUUCGUACAGAAUGUUAUCUACUCCAACAGGAUCGUCAUCUUCUCCAAAUCCUACUGCCCGUUUUCUGUAAGAGCUAAACGAAUCUUGAAGGAAUUAAAUGAGAAACCGUUGAUCGUGGAACUUGAUCUUCGAGAUGAUGGAUCCCAAAUUCAGGACGUUCUACUGGAAGAAGUAGGCCGUCGAACUGUCCCUCAAGUGUUUGUGAACGGGAAGCAUAUCGGUGGCUCUGAUGAUCUUAGCUCGUCUCUUAGGAGUGGUCAAUUACAGAAGCUUCUUGCCAACGACUGAUGGAAUACCCAGCAGGAGGCCAGACUAUGGUUGUAUAGUAACUUGAUAUGGGUCUUUUCGUUACUGCUUAGUUUAUCACAAGAGGUCAGUGUGAAUUAAGUUGUCUUUUCUCUACCAGCUUCUGGUUAAGUCCUGGUAAAACUUGGUAUUCCCUGGAUUGUUCUUCUUGGAAUGUGUUCGCUAAUGGAAAUGGGGAAGUUUGAAUCCGCCAGUUUAGUUGUCCGUUUAUGCAAUCCAAUGACCAAGUUGAUUGCUGGAUGACAUGCUCCAAAGUAAAUGGUGACCACAUUG